UUGCUCAUAUUUCACCCAAAAGAAAAUAAUAAAAAAUUGCUCUCUCUCUCUCUCUCAACCGUCUCCCUCCUCCGCCCUCAACUCCUCUACGCCGCCGCCACCUCGGUCACAAGCGAGGUCUUCGGCGGCAACUCCUCCGCCCUCAACUCCUUCGACUUUGAAGGUCAACCCCACGUAGCAAAAUUGCAUCUUCAUGUUCUCCCUUCACUGCUGCCAGCAACAACCUGGAAAGCUCCAAUCGCGAGUUCAUACUGAGAUUGUCUGAAUCGUUAAGGGAAGCAAUUGUGAGGAUGUUUGGGACAGCAAUCAGGAUGUUCGCAAAGAAGCCGAAGCCCAAGAUGAAGCCGAUCGAGCUGAGAACGCCGCCGGAGCAGACGCAGACGAUUACCAGGGUCAUCUUCGACAUACUGAAGGAGCACGGCCCUCUCACCAUCUCCGACACCUGGGACCGCGUCAAGGAAGUUGGGUUGAGAGGGUUGACGAGCAAAAGACACAUGAAGAUAGUACUCCGAUGGAUGAGGGAGAGGCAGAAGCUGAGGCAGAUAUGCAACCACGUGGGCCCGCACAAGCAGUUUCUGUACACAACUUGGUUCACGAAACCCAAUCUUAAGCAGCAGCAGGGCAGAGGACCAGCAAGUGAAGAUCCUACUUCUAAGCCUAAACUCCCUUGAGUUCUCUUCAAGCAAGUUGGCUCAUACGAGGAUCAGAGAACCGAAGAUGGACACCACCACUGCUGCAGAACAGUUGGUAGUUGGAGUAUUGCAUCGGAGUGCAAAAGUCCAGAUUAGUAAUUCUGACAGAACCCAUCGUUGUUGGUUCGGGAUGCAUGCACUGGGUGUCCAAACCUCGAGCAUAAGGAGAGAGGGCGAAAUUCGGGGGAACUUGUAUUGGGAUAUAUCUAAUGAGCAUCCAGCCUUCGACGCCGUUGUUGCAGUUUUCCACUUGUUCUCAGGUCAGGUGUAAUGGGAUGCUUUUUGCUCUAAAUGUUGCACAGCCGCUACUGGGGGUCGGAUUUUCAUCCAUAACGCUUACACUGCUUCAUGUUUCAUUUUGAUGGGAGGAGAUUAUUUCUAUCUCCACUCAUGUUUAGUUUUUGGCUUUAGAGAUCUAUUGAAGUUUCAUGUGAAUUAGUUAAACCUGGUACUGUUCAUUAUACACGUCUGCUGUUAAGUCUGA
This is a messenger RNA of Punica granatum (pomegranate), 1176 nucleotides long. The record is from RefSeq and is a predicted model, not a curated record. NCBI's taxonomy places the organism in Eukaryota, Viridiplantae, Streptophyta, Magnoliopsida, Myrtales, Lythraceae.